GACAAGCUCACGCUAGAGAGGAUCCACGGAUCAAACAAAACGUUAAACCCUGACCUAAGUCAAUUUCGACUGAAAAUCUCCGGGCCUACAAAUUGAGAAGUACUCGGAAGAAAUUUCCCCCUCAAUUCUCUUUUUUCUCUAUCCCAUCGAUCACACAAGCGAUUUAUAUCGGCUGUUGGAUGUCAUCUCCUGAAGCACUUGUCGGCGCUUAUCCCGAUGUUGGGCAAGCCUUUGUUAGCUCUCCUCCCAUUUGCUUCUAACGCGCUCAACAGCAAUCCAAACCAAGAUGGCAGGAUACACUCCAAGAUCGUCGAAAUUCUUUCAUCCACCACUAAUGGCUGUCUCGAAGAGCUGGGUUACCACCCAAACAUAAUGGAGAAGCUAAAACAAACCACCCAACUCGUCCGAUCACUCCAAGAGGACAACGGAAAACUCUAUCAAGACAAUUGCCGGCUCGCAGUAACCAUUCAGAUACUCGAAGAGCGCAUCGCACACCACUCGGCUAAUCCGAACACUCAGAUGCAACAAUUCUCAAUGAUGCAAGAUAGAAUACGUACUCUUGAGAGUGAUCGCCUUGCUCUCGCUCGGAAAAACCAAGACAUCCUUCUCAGUGUCAAUAAAGGCACCUCACACCAACAUCUCGUCCAAGAACUCGACCGCAUGAGGGUAUAUACUAGUCGCGUUUGCAGAGACAUCCAAAUGCUCAAGGACAAAUGCGCUAUGGCUACACAAAGUGGCGAGUCUUCUUCAGGUGUAUCAUUUCGCUCAAAUUCUGUCCCUCAAAUCGCCCAGCCCAGAGUCCCUACCCCUAGCGAUGUUCAUCAGCGACGGGUAUCUGCCGAAGGUGCUCCCCGACUCCACCCAUCUCCUUUACCGCAGCAACAAUUUCAACAACAAGCACAACCCUCACGACAAAUGCGACCGCAGGUUCAGCACACCCUACCACCUCAUCAGCUCCAACAUGCCCAUCAGGCACACGCUCAAAGGAGGGUUUCUGAAGGUGUUCAAAAUCCUUACCCACCUCAGCAACCCCUUCCUACGUUGCAGGGAUGGAAGCACUCACCACCGGCACACUCACCACCGGCACCAGCACCUCCAAUGUUUAGAGCCAGGUCACCCACAGAAUUUGCACACAUGCCUUCUACUUCAGCCCCGGUUAAUACCAAUCGCCCUCAGCAACCGCAUUUUACCCAUCCGCAUACGCUUACGUCGCAAACUGUCUAUCGAAAUGGAACUGCAUCGGCACCACUCGUGCCUUUCAAUUUACACCCCAAGUUGCAUACCGUGACAUCACGUCCUACUCUAUUUGUAGAUAUGACCGGGGAAGACGAAAGGGUGACGGAGAAAGCUGGAGGUAGCCUGCUUGAUCAGCCUAGCGGUCUAAAACGCACGAAUUCUGCCAUGGAUGGUUCAGUAGUGCAGGAUAUCGAGUCGAUCAAGAGACAAAGGACCACAGAGCCCACUCAGUCGCCUGAAGAUACGAUCGUCAAUGUGAAUCCUGAGCCCAAACCAUCCUCUCCAGACACUGUAAUCGGUUCAAAACCAACCUCACCAGUCUCACCCUCACUUCCUGCACCACUUCAAGAAAAGGUGGGUGCGGCCUCAACCGGUCAAGUGGGCGCCGCAAGCGACGAGGUUUCGAUCCCAUUCACGCCUUCAGAUACUGCAGUUGGUUCCAACCCAACUUCACCAAGCUCCAUCACACCGUCGCCUGCUCAAGAACAGACGCCUGGCCCACCGAGUGGGGAUAAUUUGCGAUCCGUUGAAGCAUGUGUCUACAUGAUCUACGAGCCAGAUGCUGAAGUAGUCGAUGGAUAUUUCUGUGGCAGAUGCCUUGAUCGCUAUGACAACAAGAUGAUACCCGAACAACCGGAUGUGUUAGUGAACCCAAAGUUUGAAGACCUUUUUAUGCAUUGUACGCAAGAACAUCCCACGAUCUGGGAGGACCUCCGUCAUAGGAGAGACCUUGAGCCACCAGCACCACCACCCUUGUGACUCCCCUUCCUUCAUACCUUAUGUUUCUACACUAGUACGUCUUGCGCAUAUUAUUAUCUUAUGACCACUAGAAUUGCGAUAAUUUUACGCUAUGCACAUCACGAAAUGUCAGCCAUAUUAUGAAUACAUCUCAGUCUUGAUUCGAAUUCUAACCGCCCAUG
Messenger RNA from Suillus fuscotomentosus, 2156 nucleotides. RefSeq lists its product as uncharacterized. The coding region runs from base 217 to 1995 and encodes 592 amino acids. The record is from RefSeq and is a predicted model, not a curated record. Lineage: Eukaryota; Fungi; Basidiomycota; Agaricomycetes; Boletales; Suillaceae. The transcript has 5 exons.